Molecule: messenger RNA, 1572 nt
Organism: Exophiala aquamarina CBS 119918
Lineage: Eukaryota; Fungi; Ascomycota; Eurotiomycetes; Chaetothyriales; Herpotrichiellaceae
Exons: 5
Coding region: 1-1572 (523 amino acids)
Biological process (GO): transmembrane transport
Cellular component (GO): membrane
Molecular function (GO): transmembrane transporter activity
Source: RefSeq, a predicted model, not a curated record
AUGUCAAAUCUACAGUCGAAAGACGAAUAUGAGCGUCAAUCGCUUGAAAAGGCUCCCCAGGAGUCGACUUUGCACGUGGAAGAGCUCAUGCGGGGUGGCUUGACCGAGGAAGAUGCUCAGUUCCUUCAUGACAUACCGUUGAAGGAACAAAACCGCAUCUACCACAAGGUCGAUGUUCGUCUCGUCCCAAUGCUGGCCUUGUUGUACCUCAUCAGUCACAUAGACCGAGCCAACAUCGGAAACGCCAAAAUCGAAGGCCUCGAAAAAAGCCUGGGCAUGACUGGCACGGAUUACAAUGUUGCUUUGGCCAUCUUCUUCGUACCAUACGUGCUAUGUGAGGUACCAUCGAAUCAGAUCCUUAUCAGAUGUCUACCAUCUUACUACAUCGGAACCCUCGUCCUAUGCUGGGCCACUGUUAUGACCCUAAUGGGCGUGGUCCAGAAUUUCGCUGGCUUGGUGGCGACAAGAUUCUUCCUUGGAUUCUUUGAAGCCGGCUUCUUCCCAGGCGCAAUAUUCCUGGUCAGUCAAUGGUAUGUUGUGUACCCUCCGAACAAGACACAGAGUCGAAUGGCUAUGUUCUACUGCGCAUCCGCAGCAUCGGGAGCAUUUUCCGGACUCUUGGCGUUUGCGAUUGCCAAGAUGGACGGCAUCGGUGGAUACGAAGGGUGGAGAUGGAUAUUCAUCCUUGAGGGCCUCGCAACCAUCGCGGUGGGUGUAAUGUGCUUCUUCAUGCUGCCGGACAGUCCAUCGCGAUCGAAAUGGCUUACCCCAGAUGAGGCGCGAUUCCUCAACAUCAUCCACUUGCUGCACCGUGGACGCAAGGAGAAACAAGAAUACAUCGAGGGCACCAACAAGAAGAGGCCGUUCAACUGGCACGCGCUGAAACAGGUCCUCACGGACUGGCAGCUGUACCUGCAAGCGUUGGUUUUUAUGUCGAAUGCGGUGCCCAACUACGGCCUGAAGUUCACCAUGCCGCAGAUCAUCAAGAACAUGGGCUUCACCUCGUCAAAAGCCCAGCUUCUGACCGCGCCGCCCUACACGAUGGGAGCAAUCUCAGCGCUGUGCUCCGCGCUGCUGGCUGACCGUUUCGUGUGGCGCAUGCCGUUCAUCGUCGGUGCACAGACGCUACUGAUCAUCGCGUACACGAUUCUGUUCGUAAAGGCCGAGCACAUCGCCGAUAAUGUGCCUCUGUGCUAUUUCGCGGUCUUCGUCGCUUGUGCAGGCGUCUACCCGAUCCUGCCAGGCUGCAACGCCUGGACUAUCAACAACCUCGCCGGCCCAGCGAAGCGAGCUCAGGGCAUCGCGUGGAUGAUCGCAAUGGGCAACUGCGGUGGCAUCGCCGGAUCUUUCAUCUUCAUCGACAAGGAGAAGCCGAAAUACCCGACUGGGUUCGGCAGCUCGCUUGCCUUUGCGGCCUCUGGCAUUGUGUGCGCCCUAACCCUAGAAUCCCUGUUCUGGACCAUCAACAAGCGCAACGCCAGACUCACUGAGGAUGAAUGGCGAGCUAGGUAUACCGACGCGGAACUCGAAAAGAUGGGUGAUCGCUCGCCGCUAUUUAAGUAUUCUUUAUAA